Molecule: messenger RNA, 295 nt
Organism: Symbiodinium sp. CCMP2456
Lineage: Eukaryota; Dinophyceae; Suessiales; Symbiodiniaceae
Source: the annotation of a GenBank genome assembly
GUAUGUCGGCGGCCAACGUUGGGGAUCAGCUUUCCCAGCUCCUGACGUAGGCCGAACAGAGUCGACCGUGGACGUCAUGAAUGUCGCAUACGAAGGUGCAUCUUCUUUGACUCUCGUCCCAUCCACGCCAGCGCCCGCGGGCGGCUUCCUCUCCGAGGACGACGAUGGUUUGUAUUACGUGGGUGAUUUCGUCUCGGGGCACACUCCUGGCUUCGAGGCGGCUGCCCUCAGUGGACUGGACUGCGCUCUGCAUCUGGCCAGCCGAGACCUCGCCGAGGCCACGGCGAUUCGAUGA